This is a messenger RNA of Amoebophrya sp. A25, 3212 nucleotides long. Lineage: Eukaryota; Dinophyceae; Syndiniales; Amoebophryaceae. The record is from the annotation of a GenBank genome assembly.
AUGACGAAGAUGACGAAGAAGAGUCAAGCCGCAGCAGGAUUGGGCAAUGACGAGAUGGCUCUUCAAUUAUGCUCGAAUUUGUAGUUCUUGAGUAAGAAGGAAUUAGACUUUUUCGCAGUCUUCUUCGGUUCGGGUCACAUUGAAUUUGUUUUGAAUACCCGCCAACCUCUUAUUUAUAUUUCGCCUUUGACGUUCAGGUCCACAUCAGGAGACUUCCUCCUUGUCCACCCUUUUUUGUGUGUCACCGACAAUCAGACUCGUUCGCGUAUGGACGAAGUAUCUUAUCCCUUUUUUGUCCUAUCUUGUCCUAAGCCCUAAACGUCCUAAACCCUAAACGUCCUAAACCGGAGGUACCUUCUAUCUUUAUCAAGCUAGAUAUGCUCCACCAACUUUAUCAAGCUCUUUCGAGCUUACGGCCUGUGGCCUUUGCGCUAAUGAAAAGCACGUUUAUGGUGGGAGCUAAGAGCGGUCGCGGAGGUGUCAAUGACAUUGGAGAGGAACUGGUUGAAAAGGACGGCGAAGGCGCGGUCGAGGAUGCAGUUGAAAACGUUUCCUCUGCAGAGGAGGAAAACAUGGCGGCUAAAUUUCAGCUAAAGUUAAGGCUCGAGUUUGAGCUAUAAUUCUCGAAAUUUUUAGCAAUCAGAGUAGCAGCGCCAGCUUUAGGACGUCGCUUUCUUUUUGGCUCUUCAGAGCCAGCCAUGUCUGCUAGUGAACCUGGUUGUACACCAACAACACAUAACCUAACCCUAAGCCGCUUAUCUAUCAAUCUUGUGCAGGAAGUAGUCGGUCAUCUUGGAAGUCGGAGAGAGUGGGAUCGUCCAAGUAGGAUCCCCGUUCAGGGGUCAUGAGCGCUAAUAAAAUCGGGCAUUAAAAAGAAGAAGAAGGAAGAGCCGCGAACCAGUGGUCUCGACAAUCAGGCGAUGGCCCUUCAGUUAUGCAGCCCUCAUAAAGGCUCUACGCCUAUCCUAUUUUUAGAUGCUUGUGUGGUAGUUCCUAACCAAUUGUUCCUUGUCACAUAGGUUCUCAAAAACGGAAAACUCGAGUGAAUCCAGUGAGACUGGCCUGUCUUACUGAACCAGCUGUUCCUUGUCACAUAGGUUCUCAAAAACCGUUUUUCUCUUUAACGGAAAACUCGAGCGAAUCCAGUGAGACUGGCCUGUCUUACCUCAUUAUACCUUCCGAUCUUAUACCUUCCCAUCUUACAGUACCUUCCUAUAUUAUCCUAGCUUCCUCUCUUACAGUACCUUCCUAUAUUAUCCUAGCUUCCUAUCUUACAGUACCUUCCUAUAUUAUCCUAGCUUCCUCUCUUAUCCUAGCUUCCUAUAUUAUCCUAGCUUCCUCUCUUACAGUGCCUUCCUAUAUUAUCCUAGCUUCCUCCCUUAUCCUAGCUUCCUAUCUUACUUUACUCUGCUAUUCUCGAGCAGCUUCCUCUUUCUCAGUAAGACAGAGCAACCGACAAACAUUGUGUUCAAAAUAUCCAGAUGAGUAGCUUCGCUUUCUUACAGAGAGUAGUCUUUUAAAACAGAGCACGUUUAUGGUGGGAGGUGUGACGGGAGCUAAGAGCGGUCGUGGUGGUGUAGGUGACAUUGGCGAAGAGGUCCUCAGCGACGGACAGGCUGCAGUACAACCGGAAAGUGAUUAUGAGAAAACUUCAAAUAAGCAAGCAAGUCCAAAAAUACUGUUCUAAGUUACAGUAGCUCGCUUAGAUCCCUUUACUCGGCUAUUUCAGUUUAUCGAAUUAUAUGAGAAAACUCACGACUUUCUUCUUCUUUCUCAAACUCAAGGGUUCGCCUCUUUCUGAGCCGCCACAAGGUUCGUCUUUCUUGUUCUUUCAGACGUGAUGACAAGGAAAGUCAACGCGAAAGUCUCGAUCAAAGCUUAAGGUCAAGCUCUGGGGCACUUCUUCUACAUACAUCUUACUAGUGGAUGAGGUAUAUCUAGUAGUAGUUAGAAGUACAUACUUUUCUAACCUCUCGUUGAGGAGGAGUUCGACGACUUUUUGGCAGAGCAAGGACUUGAUGUUGAUGACAACUUGGUGAGUGGUGUUUUUAGGCAAGUCGCGGAUCGAAAGGGCAAAGGGUCCAUAACAUUAAGGCGUUCCCUAAGAUGUGAAGGAUGAUCUAGAAGGUCUCCCAUACCUUUCUUAGAAUCCUCCUAGAAGGUUUUUCCUAAUGAAGGUCUCCCAUACCCAUUUUGAUAAGAGAGAAAGACGUAGUCUUCAGGGGGGAAGGGUGAAGGAUCCCUAACCUAACCUAAUGAAGAUCUUCCCCUCCUCUUCCUCUUGCUGAACUUACCCCCCGAAUGGGUAAACUACUAGUACUACUAGAGAGAACGUGGAUGAAUGAGAGAGAACGACAUCCUGGCGAGUAGAGCGAGAGACGUUGUCUUCACGGGGAAAAGGGAGGACCCUCGAGGAAGAUGCACUAUCUCUCAGAGAACACGUCAUCCUGGACGUGACGUUCUGGCGGAAGAGAGGGACGACCCACCUUCAGGAUAGGGUACUCUCUCCCUCUCUCAAGAUGGAGGAUUCAGAGUUAGAAACGUUUUCAAGGGGAAAACGGAUUCAGGAUGGUCCUGAGGAUGGAUAAGGGUGAGCUGCUCUAAUAACAGCCGAAGAAAGAGCCGAACAGGAGCAGUUUGCGCGGAUGAUGGAGCAACAGGGGGUAGACAAUUCCAUGGGCAGUGACACUCUCGUGAGCGGGUUCGUACGCGCGAUGGAUAAAGGCAAACAGCCAGUUACGUUGUCUGUUCCAUCUGAAUACUAUAGCCGGUUAAUUUUCCCUCAUAUUUAUCCUAAUCAAGCGAGUCUCUGAGGUUGAUGUCAUCUAGAUUACUCGCGUAUUUCAGUCAAACUAGAUCCCUCCGAUCAAACUAGAUCUAAUUCUACUACAAGACCACUAGAGAGCUCAUCGACCAGAGCUUGUAUGAAGGAGAAGGCUCUACUAGAAGACGACAGGACUCAUCUACUACAAUUUGAGAUUCGGUCCUCCAGAAGAGCAAGAAGAUUCGACUAAAUCUUCCUGAGAUCGCUCGUGACUCUACUAGAUCUAUGAAGACUCUAAUAGAUACAACUAUUAGACGAAGACUUGCUAUUUUGUUUUUUGAGUUCUUGUGACAGACUUUUAGUUGCCUCUGCUAAUGAAGAACUGUCUGAAAGUGACCACGACCGCUCUAGUGGGAACUCUUCUGAUGGGCUACGGCUACCCUCAGAA